This is a messenger RNA of Dimorphilus gyrociliatus, 2618 nucleotides long. Lineage: Eukaryota; Metazoa; Annelida; Polychaeta; Dinophilidae. The record is from the annotation of a GenBank genome assembly.
ACUCCCAGUCAGUCCUCCGGUCGUUGUCAUGCAGAACGAGCGUUGAAGAAAAAAUACUCUUAUUUUUUUUUUUUAUAAAUGAUGGAUUCUGGUGAACUCCUUCUUCAAAAAUGGCCACGAUGGAAGAGGGAUACGGACAUCCACUGCCUCCUACCCGAAAUCUUAUCCUACAUCUUCUCAUAUCUAGACCCCGCCGAUAAGGGACGUGCUGCGCAGGUAUGCCGGACUUGGAGGGAAGUUUGUAAUCGAAAAACGGUUUGGAGGGGCGCAUGCGCAAGACUGCAUUUAAAGAGGACAAAUCCUUUAGUAUUUUCUUCACUGGAACGCCGAGGGAUUAGGCGUAUUCAAGUUCUGAGCGUUCGGAAAACACUCAGAGAUAUUACCAGUUUACAUCUGCAAAGUUUGGACCUAACUGGAUGUUAUAAUGUGACUGAUGCUCUUAUUAUACAUGCAUUGGAACAUGAACUUCCGCUCCUAGAAAGACUAGUUCUCUCCUUCUGCAAACAAAUAACGGACAAUUCAAUUGCUAGAGUUGCUCAAUACGCAAGAAAUUUAAAAGUUUUAGAGUUAGCCGGUUGUUCUCAAGUUACUUCGAAUGCCUUGACUUUAAUUAGUGUGGGUUUAGAACGGUUGGAAAGAUUGAACGUUAGAUCCUGUAAAGGGGUCACCGACAGGGGGAUAUCCUACAUUUCCGGGUUACAGCCAGCCGAUUUGGAACCCAAGGGAAACCUAAAUUUGACUGAUCUAGUCCUGCAGGACUGCCAGAGCGUUACAGAUGACGCUCUUUCGCAUUUGAGUUGCCUGAAGAAUUUGGACAGUUUAAAUAUAUCAUUUUGCGCGGGAAUAACCGAUACAGCAUUUAGGUAUCUUGCAAAAUCUACGUCUCUUAGGCACCUAAACGUUAGGAGUUGUGACAACGUAAGUGACACAGGAAUCGGCUACCUCGUAGAGGGAGGAUCCAAAAUAGAAACUUUAGAUUUAGCAUUUUGUGAGCGUCUAACGGACUCUUGUUUAACACAUAUAAGUAGGGGACUGUUCAAUUUAAAAGCUUUAAGUUUAAGUGCGUGUAAAAUAACUGACGAAGGCGUCUCGAAUCUUGCAAAAUCUCAAAUAGAACUUCGCGCCUUGGACAUUGGACAGUGUUCUAAAUUGACAGACGCGUCCGCCAUUGUUCUUUCAGAAUAUCUGAUAAGAUUAAAAGCAUUGGAUGUCUACGGUUGUGUUUCAAUGACAACGGUAGGCCUAGAAAGAUUGACAAACAUGGCGGAUUUAAAAUAUUUCAACAUGCAUUUAUGGAACCAUGCCGGUCACGCCCUGACCGCCAUCUGACCCCAACCGGGGGCCUACUUUCCAUUGAAGAAUGUGAAGGAUAGAAAGAAGAAUGAAUUUCGUCCGGAAAAGAACGCGGAACGUGAAAUAUGAGGGAUGGAGUGAAAGCGGCGGCAGUCUGACGGACGAAUAGAAUAGGGCGGCGGCGGCAUUGAUUGACAAAAGGAAAGAACGAACGAAUACAGAGAUAGACGGAAGCAAAUGUAGAAAGCAGCUGGUGUCCGACGUCAUGCUGCAUCAAUAAUGUACGGGUUUUAGUCCUAUGUAUUUUUUUUCUACAUGAAAAAGGACAUGUAUAAAAAAAAUGUGCUUGUUAAAAUGAAUUGAGAAAAUGUUUUGCAAAAGAAUAUAAUACGUUGGCUUUUGUUUUUCUGUACUAAAGUGUACUAUUUCAUGCUUUACGUACAUGAAACAUGUAUAGAAUGCGGAUAGAUUGAUGGAAAAACGGACGAGUAUGACACAUUGGAACGCUGCCAACUCCCUUACACAGAGGCAGCCAGGCGAAUCUUCCUGCCUGGUACAUUUUAUCGGUCGGCGAAAAAAAUUCAUGCCUGUUUAACAUUUUAAAGGCUUUUGCAUCGACUAAACAUAGUACAUAACUAUAAUAAAAAAGGAGAAAAGAAACAAAGAGACCGCCACUCUAAUCUUUUACUGGAAAGAAUCUUUUUUUUACUCAUCCUCUCUCUCAUUCUCUCUAUCUCGAAAAUUUUUCUCUAGUUUUUUUUCUCUCUACUCUCCUCUAUCUAUACUUUCUCUCUCUCUCUCUCUCUCGACUACCAUGACUGCCACUACUACAGCUUCAGGGCUUGUUUAAAAGCGGAUGCGGGAACUGAUAAAAUCGACUAAAAAUAAAUUUUAUCCGUUUAUCUCACGAUUCUUAUCGUAAUCUAACGAGUUCACGCUUUUUUUUUCUUUUUUUUUGUAUUUCUGUAUAGAUGUCGACAGUGUCGAAUCUCAACGUAAGAGGGCGCUGGAAGUCCUACACGCCAAUUUUUCAUUAUUAUUUAUUGACUUUUUUUAUAGUUUGUUGAUUUAUGUGAAUUGUACUAAUAAAAAAGAAAACAGAGAAAAAAAGAGAAGAAAAAGGGAAAUCGUCUUAAAAAAUAUUCUUUUAUUAAAAAUUAUCCUUUUUUACAUGUAUAACUUAUAUUUUUUAUAGUAAAAUUUUAAUAUUUUCACAUUUCAUUCAUUUACAAUUUGUAAAAAUGAAUAAACAAGUAAAUUUCUUUUUUUUUAACCAAUAAUUCAUAUUUUUUUACCAUGGGGGUCAUUUUUUCUUUCACGUCUAU